AUGGCUGCAGACGCCCAAGAAGUAAAAGUAUACACUGUUAAUGGUGCCGCGGCAGGCUCCUCAUCAUCUCUACCCGACUGGCUCACUCGAAAACGAGCUGGGAAAGGAAAACGCGCUGUGCGGGAACACUUCGAAGGGACUAUUGAGCUCAUUCAGGGCUUUGAAUUCCCAGAGGCCAGCAAUCGUAUCAAAACUACACGAGAUGGUACCCAUGCCAUUGCUACCGGGACCUACAAACCUCAAAUGAGGGUAUGGGACUUGAGCCAGCUGUCUCAAAAAUUUGAACGGCAUACGGAUGCAGAAAAUGUUGACUUUGUUAUGCUGUCUGACGACUGGACCAAAUCAAUACAUCUACAAAAUGACCGUACGAUCGAGUUACACACGCAAGGCGGUUUUCAUUACCGGACACGAAUACCACGGUUUGGACGCUCACUUGCGUACCAUUUCCCUUCGUGUGACGCCCUCUUUUCUGCAUCCGGUAAUGAAAUAUAUCGCCUCAAUCUAGAUCAAGGUCGAUUUAUGACACCUUUGGUCCUGCAGGCUGAUGAAGAAAUCGCUGGAGUGAACAUUAUUGAUGUCAACCCGGCGCAUCAGCUGUGGGGCUUUGGGAUAGACGGCAGUGGUUCGGUUCAUUUCUGGGACCCCCGAUCGAGAUCUUGCUUAGGUAUCCUGCGAAUACCGACGAGUAGACUUUCGACGCCAGAUGUUGUUAGUGUGACGGCGUUGUCGUCUCGUGAUGAUGGGCUUACUUACGCGGUGGGAACGUCGACUGGCCAUUCACUGUUAUAUGAUAUUCGGGCAGCGCGGCCGUUUGCCAUAAAGGACCAGGGCUACGGGCUUCCUGUGAAAAGCCUCCUGUGGAUCGAGGGUGGUAGCCGUAUGGCUGGCGACGGCAUGAUCCUCAGUGCCGACAAGAAAGUAAUCAAAAUCUGGGAUCGAAAUACGCCCUCAACCAACUUCGUUUCUAUCACACCUGCCACUGACCUUAAUCACGUUCACCAUGUUCCUGGAAGUGGGCUUCUAAUGACUGCCAACGAAGGUAUUCAAAUGGGCACUUACUUCAUUCCGCAACUCGGACCUGCACCACGGUGGGCUAGCUUCCUUGAGAACAUUACGGAGGAGAUGGAAGACCAGACCCUGCGGUCUGUUUACGAGGAUUACAAGUUUGUCGAGAGAAAGGAAUUGUCAACAUUGGGCCUAGACCACCUAGUGGGUACGCCUGCCUUGAAGCCAUACAUGCACGGAUACUUUGUCUCGCUCAAGCUUUACGAGACGGCUCGUCUCAUCGUUAAUCCAUUUGCAUACGCUGAACACCGAGAGAAGAUGGUCCACGAAAAGAUGGAAAAGAUGGCCGAGACCCGUAUCCGGACGAAGAAGGACGUUGGCGUCAAGGUGAACAAAGCGCUAGCGGAGAAAAUACUGAAAGAGGAGGAGCGCGCCUUGAAAAAGAAGCGCAAAGCGGCAGAGAGAAAGGGCGAGAACGAAAUGGAUGUGGAUGAGCCAGCCAGCCAACAAAAGAAACCCAGUUUGCUGAGUGACCCGCGGUUCUCCCAAGUGUUUGAAGAUGCGGCGUUUGCAAUUGACGAGACCAGCCGGGAGUAUGCGCUGCUGAAUCCCUCGUCGGUGGCGCAGUCUAGAAUCGGCAAGAGCAAGACUGCGGUUGAAGACGAGGAAGAGGAGAGCGAUAAAUCUUCAUCUGAUGGUCUUGGCAAUAGCGAAGACGACAGUGACGACGGAAGCGAGAGUGGAAGUGAUAGCAGCGAUGCCGGCGAGCUUACCAAAUUCGACCGACGAGCGCGUCCUGGACAACAAAAUGUUCGUGCCAAAGAAGCCUAUGACCGAACUCGACAGCAAAAUCGGGUGGCAAAUGUCAAUAUGGUACCGAUGCGUGUGCAAAAUGGUCCUCGGAGCAUGGAUAAGGACGCCACCUUUGGCCAACGCCGCAAAGGUCCGUCUAAGGCCGCACCUCGGUCGAAUCCACUCGAUAGCGAGGUGGAGCUCAGCUGGGUACCUUCGAACGCUGGUCAGAAAUCUGGUGCCAAGUCUCAGCAGAAACGCAAAGGUGUCGAAACCUUCGGCGCCGGCCUUGAACGCGGUGGCGAACCCAUGGCCGAGGUGGCAGAGCAUGACCGUAAAGGCCGAACCCAACGCAGACAGGGCGUACGGAGUGGAAGUAAAAAUGUAUUCCGAAGAAUGUGA
Molecule: messenger RNA, 2199 nt
Organism: Desarmillaria tabescens
Lineage: Eukaryota; Fungi; Basidiomycota; Agaricomycetes; Agaricales; Physalacriaceae
Product: NUC153 and WD40 repeat-containing nucleolar rRNA processing-related protein
Exons: 5
Coding region: 1-2199 (732 amino acids)
Biological process (GO): maturation of SSU-rRNA from tricistronic rRNA transcript (SSU-rRNA, 5.8S rRNA, LSU-rRNA)
Cellular component (GO): small-subunit processome; nucleus; nucleolus
Molecular function (GO): protein binding
Source: RefSeq, a predicted model, not a curated record